Messenger RNA from Ceraceosorus guamensis, 1014 nucleotides. RefSeq names its product NAD(P)-binding protein. The coding region runs from base 1 to 1014 and encodes 337 amino acids. NCBI's taxonomy places the organism in Eukaryota, Fungi, Basidiomycota, Exobasidiomycetes, Ceraceosorales, Ceraceosoraceae. Gene Ontology annotation, biological process: cellular response to oxidative stress. Gene Ontology annotation, molecular function: quinone reductase (NADPH) activity; zinc ion binding. The record is from RefSeq and is a predicted model, not a curated record. Gene Ontology annotation, cellular component: cytoplasm. The transcript is spliced from 3 exons.
AUGGCCUCUAGCACCAUCCCCGAGCGUAUGCGGGCUAUCCGGGUGCCCGAGACCGGCGAGAUCGAUGUGAUCAGCGCGCAAGACAUUGCGGUGCCCGAACCAGGAGCCGACGAAGUUCUAAUCAAGGUAUCCUGGGCAGGCGUGAACUACAUCGACACGUACCAACGUUCCGGUCUAUACACGCUUCCUUUGCCCUUCACUGCUGGAAUGGAGGCUGCUGGCAAAGUAGUGAAAGUCGGAAAGGAUGCGGACGAUUCGAGCUUGAAAGUGGGAGAUGCUGUGGCUGCUUAUGCGCUCGGUGCUUACGCAGAGUACAUGACCGUCAAGAGGGAAAAGGUGGUCAAGCUGCCUGAUGGUGUGUCGGAGAAGGACGGUGCUACUGCGAUACUGCAGGGAUUGACCGCUUGGACGCUGCUGCACGAAGCGUACCAAGUCAAGAAAGGCGAUACGAUCCUGAUUCAUGCCGCUGCAGGAGGCGUAGGUCUGCUGUUGUGCCAAAUGGCAUCGUACCUCGGCGCCACAGUGAUCGGAACAGUGUCCACAGAGGAAAAAGCGGCUCUCGCCAAGUCCAACGGAGCGUCGCACGUCAUCAAUUCAAAGUCGGGUGGUGCAGCUGUGGUGGAUGAAGUGCUGAAGCUGACCAAGGGUGAGGGUGUGCAAGGCAUAUACGACGGUGUGGGCAAGGAUACUUGGGAGGAUGAUUUCAAGAUGAUAGCGAGGAAGGGGACCAUCGUAUCCUUUGGCAAUGCAUCAGGCGCAGUACCUCCGUUUCCUGUCCUCAAAUUGGCAGCAAAGAAUACCAAAGUCGUUCGACCUACGCUCAACAACUCCAUCCAUACCAGACAAGAGCUGGAGACCUACUCGGCCCAAUUGUUCGACCUGCUCGCCAAGAACCUGGUCAAGCUCAGGGUCCACAAGGAGUACCCGUUCUCUGCCGAGGGCGUUCAGCAGACACAGAAGGAUAUCACCAGUCGCGCAACCACCGGCAAGUUGUUGAUCAAGGUGCAACAUUGA